This is a messenger RNA of Uranotaenia lowii, 1462 nucleotides long. RefSeq lists its product as uncharacterized. Lineage: Eukaryota; Metazoa; Arthropoda; Insecta; Diptera; Culicidae. The coding region runs from base 258 to 1439 and encodes 393 amino acids. The transcript has 6 exons. The record is from RefSeq and is a predicted model, not a curated record.
AGUGCUGUGCAAUGCACAAUUCUGCUUGGAAGCAGCAGGAAACCUCCCAGCAGGAAAAUGAAAGGGGUUAAUUUUAGCACCCACUAUCCGGGACACUAGUUUGCUAAAGUCGUUCGUAGCGUUUGGAUUUGCUUACGUCGGGUUGAUUAACCGGUGGAAGUUUUGCUCUGGCAGAUAGUGUUCCACCUCCAGGGAUAAAGUAGGAAGCAGAUUGGGAGUGAUAAGACACAUCCAUCAGUGAAAUUCGGCACACCAAAAUGUAUCUGCAAUGGUCGAUUUGGUGUCUUAUUUUUGGCCAAUUACUAACCGAACCAUUGCUAAGCCCCGGCGGACUCUUGGCGAAUGGAUCGGAAGUGGAUUUUGUCGGUAUCGGACACGAGCGUCAAGGAAGGCUGUUCCCAUUCUACACUAUCGGACGUAUUGCCAACAUUCCCUGUAGGGCUACCAACGGGUUAACGGGAACUUGUCUAAUCAGAGGUCAAUGUUCCGAUAACGCAGGACUAGCGGGAGGAACAUGCAGUACCAACACAAAUCAGGCAACGUGUUGUAUAAUCAGCAGAACAUGUGGUGGAUCCUCCAACCUCAACAGCACCUACUUCAACAACCAGGGAUACCCAGCAUUAACAACUGCUGGAGGAAGUUGCUCGUUCACGGUCACGCCUGGCUCAAACAUCUGUCAAUUGAGGAUAGAUUUCCGUGCGUUAACGUUAGCACAACCGGAUGGAGACGGAAACUGUCUUACGGAUGUGCUGACCAUCACUGGAGGUAGCACUCAGGUUCCAAACAUUUGUGGAGAAAAUUCCGGUCAGCAUGUGUACGUCAACUUUGCCGAAGCCAAUCCCAUCACGAUAAGAGUAUCAACGUCGGGUUCGAAUACGUUGAGUCGCCAGUGGAGCUUUGAACUGUCCCAAAUUGCCUGUGAUUCUGAAUGGAAGGCUCCGAGUGGAUGUCUACAGUACUACAUGGAACCAACUGGAGUGAUCUCGAGCUUCAACUACAACUUUGGUGCAAAUCCAAACUUGAACUCCCUGGGCUUGCCAGGAAGUCGUCAGAUCGCGUCUCAACAGUAUGGAAUCUGUAUUAGGCCUGCUGCUGAUCAGUGCUCGAUUACCUAUAGUUUGCCUACAAACGCACCCUUCGGAUUUACUGUAUCUGAACCGGCUGAUGCAGUCGCGGCUGAUAUGAUCGGAAGUGGUGCACUGAUGCUUAAUGGGCAGCUUUGCACUACCGAUUACAUCAUUAUCCCGGACCCGACGAUCUCGGACGCAGCCGUGGCUGGAACGGAGUUUUUGGACCGUUUCUGUGGAUUAGGAUUGUAUCCUGUGACGAGUAAUGUUCUUCCAUUUGUGGUUUACGUAGUGUGGGAUGAAAAUGAAUCUCCUGAUAGUGCCAAUCGAGGUUUCAGUUUGGCGUAUUCCCAAAAUUCGUGCGGAAUUUAGAGAGGAAUAAAUUUUGUAUUGAA